UCUCUCUCUUGUUUAUAAUCAUAGUUUGUCUUUUGAGAAAACAAACCCUAGAAAGAAGACAGCAAUCUGACAAGAUCCAGUUCCAAUCGCCGAUGGGAAUAAUCCGUAGCAGUUUUACCUUCAUGAUUGGGACGGCGUGCGGCAUCUAUGUCGCCCAAAACUAUAACGUUCCCAACAUCAAGAAGCUCGCAAACACGGGUCUCGUCAUCGCCAAACAUCUCGAAGAGAAUUACAGGAAGCCCAAGAAGAGAGACGAAGACGACUGAUUAGCUUUCCCUCACAGGUUUAACGCAAUUUUCUCUCUGGGAAAACGCUUCAUCUCUUUUUAUAGCUAUUAUAUUGUGCUCGUAUUCUACAGAAAGCUGAAGAAUUUCUAUCUGUUGAUUGUAGUUUUGCUCGAUUUUGACUUCUGAUUUCGAAUACGCAUCAUAUGAAUUGAUUAUACUUAAUUUUGAGUAAUAAAACCUUA
Molecule: messenger RNA, 469 nt
Organism: Impatiens glandulifera
Lineage: Eukaryota; Viridiplantae; Streptophyta; Magnoliopsida; Ericales; Balsaminaceae
Exons: 1
Coding region: 93-266 (57 amino acids)
Source: RefSeq, a predicted model, not a curated record